UCAGAGUGAAUCAGUUUAGCUUCUGAGCUAAUAGACGCUUCGAGUUAAAAACAGUAACAAUAACAAUUCUACUAACGUUAACACUACUAACUUAUUAUAUUUAUUUAAGGUAACACAUUCUGACAUAUCUUUGUGCUGUUUAAAGAAUGGAAGAAAAAAUAGGUCAGGUAGAGACACCCAACCCUGGUAUCCCAGUGGACCUGCCAGAAAACACCUUCAUUACAAAACCAACAAAACCAGGCAAUAGAAAAGAGACUGGGGAACCCAGAACAGACCAAAAGAAAAGAGCAGAAGAACCAGAGAUGAAGGCGUUUGUGAAAAAGAAGAUGAUGAAACAGAUACAGGGUAUGACGAAGGGUGAAGAACAAGAUAAGCAGGACGAGACAGUUCGGAGUGUGACAUCUCGCUCUUUAAUGGAUCUAACGAAAGGACCCAAAGACACAGAACAGGACACACACAGCGAGGUGAAGGAGAGAGCGCCGGAGAUGGACGAUAAGGACAGGAGUGAGGAGGCAGACGAGGAUGAGAACACGGAUGAUGCAGAUCAGUAUGUCUCGUGGGUGCAGUGCAGCAUAGCUGAAUGUGCUAAAUGGAGGAAAUUAAGUGAAGACGUAGAUCCAUCAGUUCUGCCUGACGAGUGGACCUGCCAGCAGAACACAGACCCAGGAUUUAGAAGCUGCAGAGUUCCAGAGGAGAAGUGCAGCCUGUCUGAGGAGAUUUUCUGCAAUCUGGUGCCAGGAUCUCUGGUUUGGGCCCGGCAAAUCGGAUAUCCCUGGUGGCCAGCCAUCGUUGAGAGAGAUCCAGACACGGACAACUAUCUGGAAUUUCUCAAGAAAUCCGAUGUCAUUCCGUGCAAGUACCACGUGACAUUUUUGGGGGAUCCAGCGACUCGAGCCUGGGUGCACAGGAGCAGAGUGAAGAACUAUUCAGAUCUAUCUGUGGAUCAGCUCUCCAAAGAGAUUGAGAAGAACUCAGAAGAUGCCGUUCUCAUGGCCAAGGAAGCGGCCAGUCUGUCUCUGAAGGAGCGAUUGGUGAAGUUUGGGUUCAGUGGUCGUUUUGUGUCAGACAGAGAGAGCUCGGAGGAGGACAGUGAUAUUGCAGAGAUUCUGGAACUGUUCUGUGAAAAGACUGAAAGUGACUGUAGUGAUGAGGAUAAAAAGCAUAAGAAACAGAGACUAUCAGAGGGAAAAGAGAAGCAGAGGACCGGACGGACGGACGGACGGAAAGCAGCGAAUAAAAAGACGAGCGGCAGGAAGACUGCGCACGAGAAGAAGAACAGAGGGAAUAAGAAGACGAGAGGAAGAAGAGAAGACAUGGAGGGAGACCAAGCAGUGCCUUCGUGCAGCACGGAAUCACCAGACAGGACAAGAAACCCUAAGAAAAUGGAGCAGAAGAGCAAUGAAAUAAAGCAGAACGAUAAGAGCUCGCUCAGAUCCGACAGGAAGGGUGACGAGGACGAAGGUUCGUGCGGUGAGGAUUUCAGGAUCCUGGACUCCAAGCGGCUGUCUGACAGAGAUAACGACGAGCAGGACCGAGAGCGGGACAAGCUUUUGCUCUGGCUGCUGGAGGAGUAAUGGUACGCCCAGACCAGCCUGCACAUGUGAAGUGGGUAAUUUGGCGUUUGGACCCAUCAGAAACGCAUCCAUGUGAUUUAAUUCGGUUAAAGCCGUUUUCUCCAGCGUUGUUUGUAAUGUUAGAAAGCUUCGCCGAUGACACGCAGACGUGCCACGCCCUGCCUGUAGUCCUGAAGGCAAACUGGGAAGCAUGCUGCGCAGCCCAGUGGGCCACCGGGACUAACGCAAGCCACCCCACCCCACUGUGUGUGUUCAGUACAGUUCUGUUGUGCUUGUGUGUUUAAAACUGUUUUAUUUAUUUGACUGUUUUAUUCAUAUUUAUAUAAAUUAACCUGGUUCCUAAGUGGCUGAAACUGUUGUGUGUGUUACAUAUUACAUAUUUAUGACUAAUGGAUGUGCUUGAUGUUUAGAUUUUAUUACAGGCUUAUUAAAGACUGGUGUGAACUGA
Molecule: messenger RNA, 2022 nt
Organism: Trichomycterus rosablanca
Lineage: Eukaryota; Metazoa; Chordata; Actinopteri; Siluriformes; Trichomycteridae
Product: zinc finger CW-type PWWP domain protein 1-like
Exons: 15
Coding region: 147-1574 (475 amino acids)
Cellular component (GO): nucleus
Molecular function (GO): zinc ion binding
Source: RefSeq, a predicted model, not a curated record